AUGACCGAGUUGAAUGCUUCCACCAAUUCCGAUUACGACCUGUCUUCUAGCAUCGACGAUGGUCAAGGCCUUCGACAGGGCCUGACAUCUUACGGAGAUGCGCAUUUUUCUCUUUUUCUCCGAAAGGUCUUCAUCAAAGCUGCUGGCUAUAGCGACGAUGCCUUAUCCCGUCCGGUGAUUGGCAUCAUCAACACGCAUUCCGGCUUCAACCCAUGUCAUGCUCAGGUCCCACAACUCAUAGAGGCUGUGAAGAGAGGCGUCAUGCUAAGCGGAGGACUUCCCAUUGACUUCCCAACUAUCAGCUUACAUGAGUCUUUCUCCACUCCCACGAGUAUGUUCCUCAGAAACCUUAUGAGCAUGGAUACCGAAGAAAUGAUCAGAGCACAGCCUUUGGAUGCUUGCGUUAUGAUUGGCGGCUGUGAUAAAACAGUCCCGGCACAAUUGAUGGGUGGUAUCUCUUCCAAUAAGCCAGUACUCCCUUUGGUCGCGGGCCCGAUGAUGCCCGGCUCAAACAAAGGCGUGCGUAUCGGAGCAUGCACAGAUUGUCGAAGCAACUGGGCAGCUUUUCGGGCUGGUGCCGUUGAUAUCGAGGAUAUCUCGUCCGUCAAUGAAGAGUUGGCUCCGACUGCUGGAACUUGCGGCGUGAUGGGGACAGCUAGUACCAUGGCCUGCAUUACGGCUGCUCUGGGUAUGAUGCCUCUACAAGGCGCAUCAGCCCCUGCCGUGUCGGCUGCUCGACUUCGGGUCGCGGAACAAACAGGAAAGAAUGCGGUUGCAGCCUCGCUGAUGAAGGAAAAAAGUCGUCCACAGACUGUGCUAUCUCGGGAAUCAUUUCUGAACGCUAUGAUUGUGCUACAAGCUAUUGGGGGCUCCACCAAUGCGGUAGUGCAUCUGAUGGCAAUUAUCAACCGUCACCCAGACGUGGCUGGAACAAUGACCCUCGAUACUUUCGACCAGAUUGGGCGCACGACACCGCUGCUCGUUGAUUUAAAACCGAGCGGGGCCAACUACAUGACUGAUUUCCACAACGCAGGUGGUAUGGCCGCUCUAUUGACAGCUCUACGUCCGCUCCUGCACCUUGACGCUAAGACAGUCACUGGCAAAACACUGGGAGAAGAGCUCGAUUCGGCAUGUUUCACGCCCUUCCCUUAUACCUACGAGAUCAUACGCCCUUUAGAACAACCUCUGUAUCCUCAUUCAGCCCUUGCAGUCGUAAUGGGAAACCUUGCGCCUAAUGGUGCUAUCCUGAAGGCAGCCGCAUCCAAAGACCGCCGUCUGCUAAUUCACUCCGGACCCGCUGUGGUGUUCGAGAACACUGUAGACAUGGCAAAAAGGAUAGAUGACCCACACUUGGAUGUUACAGAACGCUCGGUCCUCGUUCUCAAAGGGGUGGGGCCAAUCGGUAACCCUGGAAUGCCCGAAGCCGGUGUCAUUCCUAUUCCUCGGAAGCUUGCAGCACAGGGUGUGCAGGACAUGCUUCGUAUCUCUGAUGGUAGGAUGAGUGGAACGGCGGGAGGCACUAUCAUACUGCAUGUCUCACCUGAGUCCGCUGUCGCUGAGUCUGUAUUCGGGGUUGUGGAAGAUGGAGAUAUGAUUGACUUCAACCUAGAGACGAGAAGCCUCAAUCUUCGAGUCUGGGAUGACGAGAUUGCUCGGCGUAUCAACAGCAAGAGUAAGAGUACUGAGUGCCGCAGUGUCGGACGUGCGAGGAAGGUCGCGAGAGGUUAUCGAGGCUUGUAUGAGCGUUGUGUCAAUCAAGCAGAGUUGGGCUGUGAUUUCGACUUUCUGACUGCUGAGGGACCAAAAAACGUGUGA
Aureobasidium pullulans EXF-150 is the source of this 1815-nucleotide messenger RNA. RefSeq names its product putative dihydroxy-acid dehydratase. Gene Ontology annotation, molecular function: hydro-lyase activity. NCBI's taxonomy places the organism in Eukaryota, Fungi, Ascomycota, Dothideomycetes, Dothideales, Saccotheciaceae. The transcript is spliced from 2 exons. The coding region runs from base 1 to 1815 and encodes 604 amino acids. The record is from RefSeq and is a predicted model, not a curated record.